UUCAUCCUCAUCUGUGACUUAAGAGAACCAGUGAUAGCAAUCAGAAGAAAAUCAUGAGAAUCAUCAGAAACAUUUAUAUUUUGUAUAGUAUUGAUCUGUCUGUACUUUGUGGGGCUCUGCUACUACCUGAAAUGAAUGAAUUAACUACCAACUGUUCUCAGGAAUAUUUUAAAAAGGUUCUGAUGGGCACACCACUAAAAAUCACCACAAUGGAUUUAUCAAACAAAUUCACAUGUCAGCCUCAGAACUUGGACCUUAGUCCUUUCUCUAAGCUCAAAGUCUUAAUUCUCUCUCAUAACAAAAUCCAACAUCUGGAUAUCAGCAUCUUCCAAUUUAACAAGGAAUUGGAAUACUUAGACUUAUCUUACAAUAGUCUGAGGAAUAUUUCUUGUUAUCCACUUCUGGGCCUCAAACAUUUAGAUCUUUCAUUUAAUGAUUUCAACAACAUUCCCAUCUGUCAGGAGUUUGGCAGCAUGUCACAACUGGAAUUUUUAGGACUGAGUGGGGCGCAGAUACAAAAAUCACAUCUGCAGAAAGUUGCUCAUUUGCAGCUAAACACUGUCUUCCUGGGCUUAAAGCAUCUUUCUUACUAUGAAGAAGGUAGCUUAUCCCUUUUAAACACUGAAAGACUUCAUAUAGUCUUUCCAGAGGAUGCUGAUUACAGGUUUAUUUUGCGUGAUGGAAUCUACACUUCCAAAAUCUUGGAAAUGACAAAUAUCAGGUUGAACCAAUUUGCCAACCACGACAAUCAGAAGAAUCCUCUUUUGGAGAAACCAAAGGGUUCCAAAACGUCUCGUCUGUUACUCAGUAAUGUCCAUGGACCCUGGCAGGAAUUCCUCCAAACAUUGCAGUUUGUUUGGCACUCGUCAAUUCAACAAUUACAAAUACAAAAUUUUACCCUUGGUGCCCAAAGUGAAUUUGAAACUGAAACAUUUGACUACUCUAAUACUUCAAUGAAAGCCAUAAAGGUAGAGCAUGUGGGCAUUAAGACAUAUUCCUUUCCACAGAAUAUAAUCUACUUGUUCUUUACCCAAAUGGACAUUGAAAACUUGACAAUAUCAGGUGCAGCGAUGCCACAUAUAAUUUUUCCUGAUUAUCCCACCAAAUUUCAGCACUUGAAUUUUGCCAACAAUGCUUUGACAGAUGAAUUAUUCAGCAAAACUUUUCAACUGCCACAUUUGAAGACUCUUGUUUUACAAAGGAAUAAAUUAGAGACACUCUCCACAGUGAGUUCCUUUGCUAUCAAAACAUCCUUGAUACACUUAGAUCUAAGCCAGAAUCUACUACAGCACACUGAUGGAAACCAUUGCCACUGGCCAGAAACCCUUACUACCAUGAACUUGUCAUCCAAUAAAUUUAUUGACUCUAUUUUCAAAUGCAUACCAAAGAGCAUCCAAGUCCUUGAUCUGCAUAAUAAUGAUAUUAGAACCAUCCCCAGAGAAAUUGAGAAUCUGAAAGCAUUACAGGAGCUAAAUAUUGCAUCCAAUUCUCUAACUGAUCUUCCUGGGUGUGGUAAUUUCCAAAGGCUUUCUGUGCUGAAUAUUGAAAUGAAUUCCAUUAUUAGCCCAUCUCUUGAUUUCUUCCAGUCUUGUCUGGAAGUGCAGUCAUUAAAAGCAGGAUACAAUCCAUUCAGAUGUACCUGUGACUUAAGAAAUUUUAUCAACCUAGGGAAAAAAUCCCAGGGCUUGAUGAUUGGGUGGCCAGAUGCAUACACCUGUGAAUAUCCUCUAGAACUAAAGGGAAUUCAUCUGGAGAAUGUUGAUCUGCCAGUAUUAUCCUGUAAUACACCUCUAUUGAUUGCUGUCAUUCUGAUAAUGGGGUUACUUUGGACAGUUGUCAUAGCAAUUCUCUGCAUCCGCUUUGAUUUGCUUUGGUACUUGAGGAUGAUAAGUCAGUGGACACAGAACCGGCACCGAGUUAGGAAUGUGUCCAUAGAAGAACUCAAAAGAACAAUCCAAUUUCAUGCUUUUGUUUCAUACAGUGAAAUGGAUUCUCUCUGGGUAAAAAAUGAGCUGAUACCAAACAUAGAGAAAGAAGAUAGAUCUAUAUCAAUUUGUCUCCAUGAGAGACACUUUGUUCCUGGCAAGAGUAUCAUUGAAAAUAUUAUAAAUUGUAUUGAGAAAAGCUACAAAUCUAUAUUUGUUUUGUCCCCUAACUUUGUUCAGAGUGAGUGGUGCCAUUAUGAACUUUACUUUGCUCACCACAAAGUAUUUCAUGAAGGUUCUAAUAAUUUAAUUCUCAUAUUAUUGGAACCAAUUCCACAGUACAGCAUUCCUACCAAGUAUCAUAAGCUAAAAGCUCUCAUGGCACAAAGAACCUAUCUGGAAUGGCCCAAGGAGAAGAAUAAGCAUGGACUCUUCUGGGCUAACCUUAGGGCUGCCAUUAACAUUAAUUUGUCAGAAUCUGAAAAGAUGAACAACUCACAAACAAUUUUAGAGUUAAUGGAGGAAUCAUAAGCAUCUUCAUAAAAGAUAAAUAAUUGACACUGAAUUUCAUUUUUAUGCAUAUUCCUUUAAUCAGUCAUUGAGUAUUUAGUGAGCAGCUCAAUACUAAGUGCUCGAUAUACACAAAAGCAGUUUGUGCAUUUGCAAUGUUGUCCAGCAUGGCGGCACAUCUGUAAUCUCAGCUAGGGGGAAUCUGAAGUUGACAGAUCUCUUGGGCUUGGGAGUUCUAAGCUUGGCCAUGCUGAGUGGAUACCCACACUAAAAUCUGCGUUAAAUAUAGUGGUUGUGGAGGCUGGGGGAAGGAGAACAAACAAGACUAGGUAGGAAACAGAAAAGGUCAAGACUCCCACAUUGAUUGGUAUUGGAAUCUGGCUGUUGGCCUGAGGGAUUAUCAAUGACCAUUCCUCUUCCAUCCUGGGAGAUAUAUGGAGACCCAGUCUUCGAAAUAAUAAUAAUAAUUUUUAUUACUUUCAAUCUAAUUGGGAUAUAAAAAAAUAUAUGAAACAAUUAGAUGAUAAUUAAGUGUAAAACUGCAUGGUAUGGACUCUAUUGCAAUAGGACCACAGAUCUAGAAUAAGAAGUGACAAUCUCUUCAUUUUUUAAGUGAGGAAACUGAAGUCUGGAGGGGUUAAAUGACUUGUUCAAAUACUUAUUGAAUGGAAGGAUUGCUCCGGGCUAGAGUAAUGGAAGAAAACUUCAUGAAGGUGAUGAGAAUUCAAUAGCAGUCUUGAAGGAUGAACAAGCAGGACUUAAGUCUUUGACAUCAUGGACUGUUAUCUGAAAUUAACAGAGAUAGAAACUUGAUGCCUAAUAAGAAGAGACUAUAGGAUUUCUGUAAGUCACACUUUCCUGAAUGAUGAUGAUUACUUUUAUUAAUAAAUCAAUUUACAUGUCA
This is a messenger RNA of Gracilinanus agilis (Agile Gracile Mouse Opossum), 3339 nucleotides long. RefSeq names its product toll like receptor 10 (gene TLR10). Gene Ontology annotation, molecular function: transmembrane signaling receptor activity; Toll-like receptor 2 binding; lipopeptide binding. Lineage: Eukaryota; Metazoa; Chordata; Mammalia; Didelphimorphia; Didelphidae. Gene Ontology annotation, cellular component: membrane. Bases 54 to 2456 code for a protein of 800 amino acids. Gene Ontology annotation, biological process: immune response; toll-like receptor signaling pathway; inflammatory response. The record is from RefSeq and is a predicted model, not a curated record. The transcript has a single exon.